GGACCAAACAAGCUCAGCCUCUGUGUUGGCAACUGCAUCACAAGCUGGUGUCACAGACUGCCCGCCACACCCCUGCUUCUUCCUCAGGGGUGUGGAAGGGGGUUGUCCUGGUACCUGGGAGGGAAGAGGAGUGGGGCUGGGGAAGGUGAGGUGUUUCACGUGAAUGAGCACGAAAGGGGCGGAGUUGGGCCCCCUGGAGGCUGCCUGGUCGCCUAGCAACGGCUCAGCUAGGAAACAUGGAGCCUGUGGCUGACCGGGAGCUUCAGGCCAAGCUGUAUUUAGAAAGACAUCGGAUCAUGGAAUUGCUGAAUCAACUUACUAGCUUCCUCCUCUUUGCCCGACCAAAAAAACCAAGAGAGUAUUUAAUCUCUCUUUUGGAACGUCUGAGAGUUGCCAAGGCAACACACGUGGCAUUUCCCUACUUUAUGGACAACUCUAACACUGUGUCCAUGUUUGAGAUGAUGGACAUGGCCGGCAGAGGCUGCAUAUCAUUUGUGCAGUAUAAAGAAGCCCUAAAAAACUUGGGUCUGUGUACUGCAGAUGAAGUUUUGAAUGAUGAUGGACAUAUAAUCACUCUGGAUACAUUCAGGGAUGAAAUGAACAAGAGGAUGGAAAAAAUGUGGUCAAUGUUUUAGUGGCAUUGUAGCUCAAGAUAAUAAAUGGUCCUACCACGUU
Molecule: messenger RNA, 675 nt
Organism: Mus musculus (house mouse)
Lineage: Eukaryota; Metazoa; Chordata; Mammalia; Rodentia; Muridae
Gene: Efcab10
Product: EF-hand calcium binding domain 10
Exons: 4
Coding region: 237-635 (132 amino acids)
Molecular function (GO): calcium ion binding
Source: RefSeq, marked validated